AUGGUCACGCAAGAUUUGAAAAUGGAUGCGAUCUGGGGCAGCGAGGAAAGGAACAUCCUGGAUGAGAUCACCGGCACCUUUGAGGCUGGUCGCCUCUCAGCCAUCAUGGGUCCGUCUGGCUGCGGAAAGAGCACCUUGCUUGACGUCUUGACCGGCAAGAAGAAGACCGACUCAAAAUGGACAGUCAAAGGUGACAUUCUCAUCAAUAAUCAGAAGAUUGACAUCGAGUCAAUCAAGCCCAUCAUCGGCUUUGUCCCGCAGGAUGAUGUGGUGCACGAAGGGCUGACGGUCCGCGAGAACAUCUUUUUCUCUGCGGCCAAACGUAUGCCUGCGACAACCUCGAACUCAAGGCUGCGGGCCAUUACAAACGAUGUGCUACAGGUGUUACAGCUGGAGCCGAAGCAGAACUUGCUCGUGGGGAACCGGACUCGGACGGGCGAGGGCUUGAGCGGAGGCCAGAAGAAACGUGUCAACGUGGGCAUAGAGCUGGCUGCGUGUCCAACGAUUCUGUUCUUGGACGAGCCCACUUCUGGCUUGGACGCAACUGCUUCUUUGCUGCUGGUCCAACAGCUAAGAAGGAUGCCGGGCCAACCGUGCAGGCAAAGUCGCACUUCCAAGAACUAG
Molecule: messenger RNA, 624 nt
Organism: Symbiodinium pilosum
Lineage: Eukaryota; Dinophyceae; Suessiales; Symbiodiniaceae
Source: the annotation of a GenBank genome assembly